Messenger RNA from Juglans regia (Persian walnut), 1610 nucleotides. Its product is annotated as cysteine synthase. NCBI's taxonomy places the organism in Eukaryota, Viridiplantae, Streptophyta, Magnoliopsida, Fagales, Juglandaceae. Gene Ontology annotation, cellular component: cytoplasm. The transcript is spliced from 11 exons. The coding region runs from base 235 to 1212 and encodes 325 amino acids. The record is from RefSeq and is a predicted model, not a curated record. Gene Ontology annotation, molecular function: cysteine synthase activity.
GUUUCUUUGUAUUUCCGCUAUUAUCGCUGUCUCUCUCUCUCUCUCACACUCUCUCUCAAGUCUAUCUCUGGUCCGAGCCUCUCUUGGUCUUGCUCAGAUAAGCUUUCCCUGGUGAGAGUUUCAAGCCGAGUACACUUCCAUUCAUAUACAUCAUUUUCUUGUUUUGUUUUAAAGAUUUAUCCGGAAAGCUCUGCAUUGUUUGAUAAAUUCCCAGUGCUGCGGAGGUCUGAUAAAAUGGUGGAGGAGAAGUCUGCAAUAGCAAAAGAUGUUACUGAAUUGAUUGGUAACACGCCGCUGGUAUUUCUCAACCAUGUUGUAGAUGGUUGUGCAGCACGAAUUGCCGCUAAGCUAGAGAUGAUGGAACCCUGCUCAAGUGUCAAGGACAGAAUCGGAUAUAGCAUGAUUGCUGAUGCAGAGGAGAAGGGUCUCAUUACUCCGGGUGUGAGUGUCUUGAUUGAGCCUACCAGUGGCAACACUGGCAUAGGGUUGGCAUUCAUGGCAGCUGCCAAGGGUUACAAACUCAUAAUUACCAUGCCUGCUUCAAUGUCUCUUGAAAGAAGAAUCAUUCUUAAAGCUUUUGGAGCUGAGCUGGUUCUAACAGAUCCAGCCAGGGGCAUGAAAGGCGCUGUUCAGAAGGCUGAAGAGAUACUCGCAAAGACUCCCAAUGCUUAUAUUCUUCAGCAAUUUGAAAACCCUGCAAACCCAAAGAUCCAUUAUGAGACCACUGGACCAGAGAUCUGGAAAGGCUCUAGUGGGAAGGUUGAUGCAUUUGUGUCUGGGAUAGGAACUGGAGGUACAAUAACAGGUGCAGGGAAGUAUCUCCAAGAGCAAAACCCCAAUGUUAAGCUUUAUGGGGUUGAACCAGUUGAAAGUGCCAUAUUGUCAGGAGGGAAACCUGGCCCACAUAAGAUCCAAGGAAUUGGUGCUGGCUUCAUCCCUGGAGUUUUGGAUGUCAAUCUACUCGAUGAAGUUAUUCAAAUAUCAAGUGAAGAAGCUAUUGAAACUGCUAAGCUUCUUGCAUUGAAAGAAGGUUUGCUGGUAGGGAUAUCAUCUGGUGCUGCUGCUGCUGCUGCAAUUAAGAUAGCAAAGAGGCCAGAAAAUGCUGGGAAACUCAUUGUUGUGAUCUUCCCAAGCUUUGGAGAGCGUUAUCUGUCAUCUGUUCUGUUUGAAUCUGUGAAGCGGGAGGCAGAGAGCAUGGUUUUUGAGGUCUGAAUAGCCUAGUUUCAAAAGGAGUCUCAACUUUCAGGCCGGUGGCAUCUGAAGUAUGAGGCAGAGAACAUGGUUUUCAAGUUGCAAUUUUUAACUUUGGUUUGGAUGGUUCUGCUUCUUCCUGUUUACAUGAAUAAAUGCUGUGAAGGUCACUGGCGCUAGACGUGGAAUUUAAAUACUCAUGGAAUUUAAAGCAGAUGUGUUCUGGUAAUUAAUUUCCUGUUAGAACCACUAAGUUUUUCUGUUUGUUCGACCAUCGUUUUGUUUGCGUUUAGACCUUAACAAAAUCAGUAUUCUAUGCCAAAAUGUUGUAAUCUGAAGGAGACUUCAUGGUACUGGUUUUGCCAAAAAUUCGAUUGUGGCUCUUCUUCCUUUUCCUUCAAUGAAUGUUUUGAAGCUUA